Lindgomyces ingoldianus is the source of this 393-nucleotide messenger RNA. RefSeq lists its product as uncharacterized. NCBI's taxonomy places the organism in Eukaryota, Fungi, Ascomycota, Dothideomycetes, Pleosporales, Lindgomycetaceae. The record is from RefSeq and is a predicted model, not a curated record. The annotation marks the transcript as partial. The transcript has a single exon.
AGGAAUCAUGUACUCAAGGACCUCAAGCCUUAUAUAUGCACAUAUGCCCAAUGCUCUCAUGCUCUUCACAUGUAUAGCAGCAGACACCAUUGGCUUGAGCAUGAGAGGCUAGCCCAUCGAAGGACCUGGCAGUGUUUUGAGCAUGCAAACGCAACCUUUAAUUCCUCAUCAAAGUUACGGGAGCACUUACAGUCACAGCACCAGGGAGCUAUCACUGAGAAGCAAAUCGACACGUUGAUUGAGGUUGGCGAAUCGGGUGUAAAAGACACGCGUAAGAGAUGUCCUAUCUGUCUAGCGGAGGACCAGCUCCCUAACGGCUUGUCAAUGACCAACCAUGUUUCUUAUCACAUGGAACAAUUUGCGGUCUUCUCUAUCCGAGGGGUUAUCGACAAC